AUGAGGCUGGUGGAACUCGUCUACAAUAUCUUGUGGCAAUUCAUCCUACAUUACCUGAUGCCAACAUCAAACUCCAUUGGGCAGCACUGCAGUCUAGAGACUCCUGACCUGGUGGGGAUCUCUGUGAUUGGAGACAUCCUAUUUGGAGCAGUUUUACCUCUCCAUAUAGAGAAAGUCUACCCCAAGAUCCUAUAUACCGAAAAACCAAUGCCAGUCAUCUGCACAAAAUUAUCCUUGGAAACAUACCUUCAGCUCCAUGUUGUAAAAUACGCCACCAUGGAGAUAAACAACAACCCAGACCUUCUCCCAAACAUCACAUUGGGCUAUCAUAUGUAUGAUUCCUGCUCCACUAUUCAGAGGGAGUUGGAGGGGACAAUAUGGAUGAUGACGGGAGGCACAAAGGCUGUCCCCAACUUUCAGUGUCAAAGACUAGAGAAGCCAGCAGCUAUCAUUGGCCAUUCCACCUCUACCUACUCCAUCCUCAUGGCCCAUAUUCUUGGGUUAUCCAGUUAUCCACAGAUAAGUCACUUGUCAACCAGUUCCCUCCUAAGUGAUAGAAGACAAUUCCCUUCUUUCUUUCGGACUGUGCCAAGUGAUGCCUUCCAAUCUAAAGGACUGGCUCAGCUUGUUUUACAUUUUGGCUGGACAUGGGUGGGAUUGGUGGCCCUGGCCAAUGAUUAUGGUCAACAGGGUAUUCAGGUUAUUAAGCAAGAAAUCCUUAAAUCUGGGGCUUGUGUGGAGUUCACAGAGUUUAUUCAGAUUGAUAGACCCGACAGUAACAUUCCUUAUAUUGGACAAGUUAUAAAAACGUCUACGGCACAAGUCGUGGUUGUCUUCUCUACUGAUGUCCAUUUUUUGCUCGUACUUGAUGAGCUUUUGAGACAAAAUGUAACUAAAAAGAUAUGGAUAGCCAGUGAAGCUUGGUCAACCACUACAUUAUUUUCUUCAGAAAAAUAUUCCAAGCUUCUUGAGGGAACCAUAGGGUUUGCAUUCUACAGUGGAAAUAUUCCUGGAUUUCAAGAGUACUUACAGCUGAUUUAUCCUGGCAACCUGCCAGAAAAGCCUUGGAAUUGGAUGUUCUGGGAAGACAAUGUUGGUUGUGCAUUUUUAGACUUUGGAAGCUUUACGUUCCCCAAACAGAGACCCUCAAGAAACUGCACUGAGAGCGAUAAGAUCACAGAUUUUCAAAUGUACCUUAAGCAAAUGGCCAGUAUUCGCAAGUCGUACAAUCUGUACAGCGCCAUUUAUGUGGUUGCCAAAGCUUUGCAUGACCUGACUACAUGCAGACCAGGAAAUGGUCUUUUCCUUGACAGAAGCUGUUCAGAUAGCUGGGACUUUAAACCUUGGCAGUUUCUAAAGUAUAUGAAGACAGUCAGUGUGAAGCUGAGCAGUGGACAAGACAUGUUCUUUGAUAGUAAUGGGGAUCCGCCUCCUGUGUAUGACAUAGUCAACUGGCAGCUGAGCUCGAAUGGUGGAUUGAUACAGGCCAACGUUGGACAAUAUAACUCAUCGGCCUUCAUUGUUAAUAUGACGUCUUUAAGAUGGGAUAUGGGUGACACCAAGAUUCCUGUCUCAGUUUGUAGUGAAAGAUGUCCUUCAGGCUUCAGAAAAGCCCCUCUUAGUAGAAAACCCACCUGUUGCUUUCAAUGUAUACCUUGCCCUCUCGGAGAAAUCACCAAUAAAACUGAUGCAAAUGAAUGUCUUAAAUGUCCAUGGGACCAUUGGCCGAACCAACGAAAAGAUAAAUGCCUACCAAAACAUAUAGAAUACCUCUCCCAGGAAGAGACCUUAGGCAUCGUCUUGAUGUCCACCAGCAUCACAUCCUCCAUAUUUCCUUUAGGUGUCCUGGGACUUUUGAUUCACUACAAGACCACACCCAUUGUAAAAGCCAACAAUUAUGUCGUCAGUUGUCUUCUCCUGGUCUCCAUGUCUCUCUGCUUUCUCUCCUCUCUGGCUUUUAUUGGAUAUCCAAACCACGUCAAGUGUCUUCUUCGCCAGGUGACUUUUGGGAUGGCCUUCGCUCUUUGUGUCUCAUGUAUCUUGGCUAAGACCUUUACGGUUAUGAUAGCAUUUAAGGCAACAAAACCAAAGAGUAGUUGGACCAAGUGGGCCAGACCUCAAAUAUCAUAUCUGGUGAUUGGCCUGGGAACAUCACUUCAGUUCCUCAUAAGUUUUAUGUGGUUAUUGUUUGCACCUCCUUCCCCACAAUACAACUUGAAUGCAAAAUCUGAAGUUAUCUUAGCUGAGUGCAAUGAAGGGUCUCUCGUGGCUUUUUGGUGUACAACUGCUUAUUUAGGCUUCCUAGCCUUGGCUAGCUUUCUUGUGGCCUACUUAACCAGACAGCUUCCCGGUAGCUACAAUGAAGCUCGGUUCAUCACCUUUAGCAUGCUGGCUUUCCUAAGUGUCUGGGUAUCCUGUAUUCCGGCUUCACUCAGCACCAGUGGUAAAUAUGCCGUAGCCAUGGAAAUAUUUGCAAUCCUUUCCUCCAAUUGGGCAAUGCUGUUCUGUAUGUUUGCCCCAAAAUGUUAUAUUAUUUUGUUCCAACCCCAUAUGAACUCAAGAAAACACCUCAUGGGGAAAAGAUAA
Hyla sarda is the source of this 2586-nucleotide messenger RNA. RefSeq names its product extracellular calcium-sensing receptor-like. The record is from RefSeq and is a predicted model, not a curated record. The transcript has 7 exons. Gene Ontology annotation, biological process: G protein-coupled receptor signaling pathway. Gene Ontology annotation, molecular function: G protein-coupled receptor activity. Lineage: Eukaryota; Metazoa; Chordata; Amphibia; Anura; Hylidae. The coding region runs from base 1 to 2586 and encodes 861 amino acids. Gene Ontology annotation, cellular component: membrane.